This is a messenger RNA of Pseudo-nitzschia multistriata, 729 nucleotides long. NCBI's taxonomy places the organism in Eukaryota, Bacillariophyta, Bacillariophyceae, Bacillariales, Bacillariaceae. The record is from the annotation of a GenBank genome assembly.
CGAAGUACCAAGUUGCAUUGGGUAAGACUAUGACUUCGCAUGUGCUGAUAAAUGUGUUUAAUGUUGUCCUGUCGUGUUGACUUACUUUUGUUUUCUAUCCGUACUGCCCGUGCUACUUUUUUAGAUAUGACUGCGUUCAAUCUUGAGGUGGAUCCUAAACGAAUCGAAGCCCAUGAAAAUGAGGAACCUCCUGCCUAUGAGCCAACCGACGAAGACGGUAUUGCAAUUCCGACGAGCUCGUCCAACACUGAAGUUACGAAGGGUGAAAAUAACGGAUUUGAAGGGGAGGUGGUAGAAGAAGAUGCUGAAGAAGAAAGACGGGCGGAAGCUUCAGCUAUUAUGUCAGCAGAAAACACGAAGAUGAAAGGAGCAUCGGGGGAUAAUUCACAUUGGGGAAGUCAGAACGAGCCAGAAGUUGGUGCGGGAUUUGACAAUGAAAUGGGGGGAUUCCCGCACGAAGAGGGACCAAGCAUGGACGAUUUUUUCCACGACGACUCUUACAAUGACAAUGAUGGGGAGAAAGAAGAAAGUUUAGGGAAGAGAGUUUCGGAACCGGUAGUGACAAUAAAGCAAGAUGCUUCCGAAUUGGUAUCGUUGGUACCCAAGAAAAAGAGCUCAAAAUCUCGUCGCCCAAAGAUUCGGCCGUCCUCAAAAAAAAAGGGCAAAUAGGCGUGUCGGACCAUGUUAAAAAUUGGGAAAAUUGUUUCGCUACGCUCAGAUUCAAUGCGU